UUGAACCCGCGCGUCCUCGCACCUCUCGCCCACCUGUCGUGAUCAUGUUUGCAGUUACACUCCUGAGCUACGUGCUGUUGGCCACCACCGCUGUGGCCGCCCCCAGAGGGAGUGGCCUGGCCGGUCGUAUCGCACGUCGUCGUGCGGGUUCCCACCUCUCGCAGCCCUUGAAAGCCGUCGAGCACUCUGCGGACACCGGAGUCACCAACGUGGAGUACAGCUCCAACUGGGCUGGUGCUGCCUAUGCAGAGUCUUCGGGUACCUUCACCGCCGUCACGGGCGAGUUCACCGUCCCUACUCCCAGUGUGCCCAGUGGCAGUAGCGGAGGCUCAUACUCCGCGGCGGCUUGGGUCGGCAUUGAUGGCGACACGUGCGAUAACGCUAUACUUCAGACGGGUGUUGACUUCACGGUCGACGAGUCUGGCUCUACCUCUUUUGAUGCUUGGUAUGAAUGGUACCCGGAUUACGCCUACGACUUCUCAGGCAUCAGCAUCAGCGCUGGAGACGUGAUCAAAGCCACCGUCACCGCGAGCAGCACGACAUCCGGCACUGCAGUCAUCGAGAACUUGACGACGGGACAAACGGUGACCGAGGACCUGACUUCAUCGUACGCGCUGUGCGAGGAGAACGCGGAGUGGAUCGUCGAGGACUAUGAGGAGGGCGAUUCGCUCGUCGCCUUCGCCGACUUUGGCACCGUCACGUUCACUAACGCUGUCGCGACCGAGGCUUCCGGCAGCACCGUCGGUCCCGAUGAUGCGACGCUCAUCGAUAUCGAGCAGAACAACAAAGUGUUGACCUCUGUCUCGGUGAGCUCCUCCGAGGUCGUCGUCACAUACGAGUGAGAUGGCAAGGUGGUGGCUUCAAGGGAAUGAAGUGUUCGGCAGGGUAUGCAUCGGUAGAAAGUGUAUGAUUAAAAUGUUUUGAAGAGGGUAGCUUUGGAUAUGGAGC
Molecule: messenger RNA, 948 nt
Organism: Laetiporus sulphureus 93-53
Lineage: Eukaryota; Fungi; Basidiomycota; Agaricomycetes; Polyporales; Laetiporaceae
Exons: 3
Coding region: 45-842 (265 amino acids)
Biological process (GO): proteolysis
Molecular function (GO): glutamic-type endopeptidase activity
Source: RefSeq, a predicted model, not a curated record